This is a messenger RNA of Lasiodiplodia theobromae, 414 nucleotides long. Its product is annotated as Translation initiation factor. The coding region runs from base 1 to 414 and encodes 137 amino acids. The record is from RefSeq and is a predicted model, not a curated record. Lineage: Eukaryota; Fungi; Ascomycota; Dothideomycetes; Botryosphaeriales; Botryosphaeriaceae. Gene Ontology annotation, cellular component: nucleus. Gene Ontology annotation, biological process: translational initiation. Gene Ontology annotation, molecular function: translation initiation factor activity; RNA binding. The transcript has 2 exons.
AUGGGCCGUCCGAAGCGCAACCUCCAUGCCGUCGAGGCCGAAACCCUCACGCCGCCCGACGCCCUGACGCCGGCGCAGACGAUCGCAAAGGUGUCCAAGGCCGAGGGCAACAACCUCUACUCCGUCGAGCUUCCCGACAAGACGACAACGCUGGCCGAGCUGAACGCCAAGUUCCGCAGCACCAUCUGGGUCAAGCGCGGCACCUACGUCGUCAUCGACGCCGGCACUCUGGCUGAGCGCAACAACAAGCUGGGCGGCGAGAUCAUCAACGUCGUGCGCGACGAGAAGGCGUGGCGGAAGAUGAGCUACUGGCCGCCCGAGUUCAAGAAGCAGUCGGCCUACCCCGAGGACAGCGACGACGAGGAGUCGACCGUUGGCAAGAUGCCGCCCUCGGAUUCUGAAGACGACGAGUGA